Molecule: messenger RNA, 4309 nt
Organism: Papaver somniferum (opium poppy)
Lineage: Eukaryota; Viridiplantae; Streptophyta; Magnoliopsida; Ranunculales; Papaveraceae
Exons: 7
Coding region: 170-3988 (1272 amino acids)
Biological process (GO): protein transport
Source: RefSeq, a predicted model, not a curated record
UAACACGAAAGUCCAAAGGAAAACCCUAGAAAUUAUAUUCCUCUCAAAUAUCCAAACACCUAUUAAUUGGUUCUGUCUGUUCAUAGUAAAUCUUACAAGCAAUUUUUCAUAGAUUAGUGAAUUAUUGAUCGUCAUCUGUGAAUCUGGAAGAGAAAUAGAGUAAUUCGAAAUGCUUCAUAGAGGAUUUAAGGGUGGAAAAUGCAAGACGUCGCUAAAGCUAGCGGUGGCUCGAAUAAAGCUGCUGAAGAACAAAAGAGAAGUGGGUUUGAGACAGAUGAAAAGAGAUUUGGCGAAACUUCUUGAGACUGGACAAGAGCAAACAGCUAGAAUUCGGGUUGAACAUGUGGUUAGAGAAGAGAAGACCAUGUCAGCAUAUGAUCUCAUUGAGAUUUAUUGUGAGCUUGUUGUGGCACGCUUGCCAAUUAUUGAAUCUCAAAAAACCUGCCCUGUCGACUUAAAGGAAGCAGUAACUAGCAUAGUAUUUGCAGCUCCGAGAUGUGCAGAUAUCCCCGAACUUGUCGACAUACGCAAGCAUUUUACAGCGAAAUAUGGAAAAGAGUUUAUCACUUCAGCACUAGAGUUAAGACCAGAUUCUGGGGUUAGCCGCCAAGUUGUUGAGAAAUUAUCUGCUAAGGCACCCGACGGAGAAACCAAAAUUAAGAUCUUGACUGCCAUUGCCAAAGAACAUAAUGUUAACUGGGAUCGUAAAUAUUUCGAAGACAAAGAACUAAAGUCUCCAGAGGAUCUGUUGAACGGACCAAAUGUAUACGAUACCACCAGCGUCCAGCAGUCCCAGCCUACUCCUGUUCAAAAGUAUGAUUCCUCUAGGCCAUCAACAAGUUCACAAGAUUAUGCUUCUACAAAUGCUACUAGUAGCAUGCCAAGGAAUACCAGCUCUUCGACCCAGUUUACAGCGUCAGAACGUCCUAACGGAGGGAGAGACUACAGGGAUUCUUCUUACGAAGAGCAGACUGUGUUGCCUACUGAUAAACAACAUUGGAACAUGGAAUUUAAGGAUGCUAAUGAAGCUGCACAUGCAGCUGCUGAAUCUGCAGAAAGGGCAAGCAGGGCUGCUAGGGCUGCUGCGGAGAUAGCAAGUGGGCGGAAGGAUAUAAGACAAUAUUCACCCGAAUCUCGUGAAUCAUUUGAUUGUAGCGUUAAAGAUGAAAGGCGAGGAACAUUGGCUGGUCCAAAUGUUAAGCAAGACCCUGUCAGAAUGACUAAUGAAUCACGGAGAAGUUCUUCCAAGAAUGUGGAUCCGAGGAUGCAGGAUCGACAAAGAGAGAGGAAUGAUUCGAGUAACCAGAGGGGAGUUCCUGAAAGCAGAUAUCAUAAUUAUGAUGGUAAUGAGAGAAGUUCUGAUGAUGAUAGGAGGUCGGUGGGUAAUCCUCAAAGAGCUGACCGAAAGUCUCAUAGAAAUACAUCUGAGGUGGAGCCCAUUAAUUCCAUUCAGGAAGGCAGGAAAAAAGAGAAGGGUCACUAUAGAGAUGAAGUGAGGAUCCAGGAUCAAUUUACUGAUGACUCCGAGGUAGAAUCUGUUGAUCAGCAACGCAAUGAUAACAAAACUGAGUAUACAGACUUUCCGCUGGGGAGACAAAUUAGAGUACAAUCUAGCAAGUCUGUUUCUCCUUCAUGUGCAAGUAUUGAAGGUGAUGAAGCCCAUUCGGAUUCAGAAAUGCACCAUUAUGGAAGUGAUCUUGGUGGACACUCUUUCCAUAGCACUGUUAACGAGAACACACGAAAAGAAACCAGGAAACCAAGUUUCAAAGAUAACUCUGGUGUUGUGUUUGACGAAUAUGAUUUUGAGGAAGAUAGGAAUUUGGGCUUCAAGGACGUGUAUAACAGCCAUGAGUCUGAAUCAUAUGCUCCGAAACCAAUUAGGGAAUCUCCUCCUCAUGCCUCCCAAAUCGUUGAUAGUUGGACUCCUAGGAAGAGCAAAAGUGGGUCUGCUGAAGAGAAUUUUGGUGUAAAAUCAGAUUCAGACAAGGAAUCCCACUCCUCUUUGGGAUUGCUUGAAAUGCUUUCCAAAGGUGCAGGGGCAUUAAAAUCAGAUGACUCAUCAUCUGUAGCUUUUGAUGAUUAUCCUGAGAGUGAGGAAGAGACAGACAACUACGAACAUAGUGUAAAAACAAGUACCACGGAUUUCCCCCUUGAGCAUAGCAUAUCUAUUACAAAGACGGAAUCGACCGAGACUAAUAUAGGUCAUGGAAUUGUAAGAUCCUCCUUUAAGAAGAAAAAUGAAGAAGCCUCCCAGAAGCCAUCGACAGGAUCCUCGCAUGAUCCAGAUUCUCAGCAUAGGAGCUUCAAACGAAACGAAGAAACAGAAGUGAGUUAUGUAGGUGAGCCAGAAAACAGUUAUAGUGGUCGUAGUUCAAAACCUUCCUCCUUCGUUAAAAGGGAAGCUGCAAGAGCAAACGUCAAACCUGAGCUGCCAUCAUCUUCUGAUGAUUCAGAAUCUGAGGGAAUCUACGGAAGUCGUGAUCGACAGAUUGGUGCUGGAGGUGAGUAUUCUAAGAGAUCAGGUGCUGGUGUAAGUCUCAAUGAUGAGGCAUUGCCUUCACAAACUAAUUCUCCAAGAAAUAGGGAAGCUGCAAAAACAAACAUAGGUCAUGGAAUUGUAAGAUCCUCCUUUAAGAAGAAAAAUGAAGAAGCCUCCCAGAAGCCAUCGACAGGAUCCUCGCAUGAUCCAGAUUCUCAGCAUAGGAGCUUCAAACGAAACGAAGAAACAGAAGUGAGUUAUGUAGGUGAGUCAGAAAACAGUUAUAGUGGCCGUGGUUCAAAACCUUCUUCCUUCGUCAAAAGGGAAGCUGCAAAAACAAACAGCAAACUAGAUCUGUCAUCAUCUUCUGAUGAUUCAGAAUCUGAGGGAAUCUACGGAAGUCGUGAUCGACAACUUGGUUCUGGAGGUGAGUAUUCUAAGAGGUCAGCUGGUGGUGUAAGUCUCACUGUUAAGGAAUCUCCUUCACAAACUAAUUCUCCAAGAAAUAGAAACCAGAAGUUACGGUCUGAAGACAAGCAGCGUCCACAAAACUCUAAAAUUUCGUCAUCCAGGGAAAAACAAGCUGAAGACACUGUAGUUUCUUCAACUCCUGAUGGUUUAGAGUAUCCGAGUUCUGAAAGCGGGCAAGGGUUAAAUUUUGGAUUAUUACCUGGCGGUUUACGGAACAAGGGUUACCAUACUCGCCGAACUCGCCCUGAGAUUCCUUUGGAUAAUGCUUCACCUCGUUUAACUCAGGAAACUGCUGAGGAUACUCCGAAGUUCAAGUCUUCUUCUAGAACUAAAGCUAAAGAUCCAGAGCUGCUAAAUCCGCAAGCACAAAAAUCUCAUAGAGAAUCCAGCUCUAGAAGUUCAAAAACUUAUUUCGAUUCUGAUAGUGAUGAUUCUGAUCUACCCAAACGCCAAACUGUCCCUCGCAGUGAUUAUAAAAGGGGGGGACUUACUUACAAGCCGAGACAUACUCCAAGUGAGUCUGAUGCUAGCAACCUUGCAAUGUCUGUGGGUGGGCAUGAUUUGCCAGAAACUUCUCAUAUUAGUGAGAGAGAGAAAGCCUCAUAUGGAUCUGGAUCUAUUGCUACACCUCAAAUGGAGAACUCAGGCAGGAAAACCAGAGUAAAUUCGGCGGGUAAGGAAAGCGGUAAAUCAGAGGAAGAGCAAAGUUAUGGGCCUGUUUUGCAGCCUAAAGGGUCUUCAAGUAAGGGAAGUUCAAAGUCUAGGUUGCAGAACACUAGUCCAUCUGUUGAAAAACAUCCCCCAAAACCUAUUCCAGAGCCAGAAACUGUGCGAUCAAGUAACAGUGAAACUCUAGCCAAGAAUGCAUCAUCGGAAAGUCCUGAAACGAAGAAUCCAUCAAGCUUAAGUGAAGGGUCAACGUCCAGAGAAAACUCACUCAAGAAAGCAAGUCAUGUGCAUCCAAAACUUCCCGACUUCGAUGCAUUCACUGCUCAUUUUCAAUCUCUGCGGUCAAAUGUCCGUCCAUCUAACAAAUAAAAGGCCUGCUCAGGAAGACAUGUCCUAGGUACUUCUUUUUCUUUGCUUAGCCUUUUCAUACAAAAAUUGGAUUUGGUAUAUUCUUUUCUAGGGAUGGUGGUAGUAGUCUGAUGAAGAUAAUUCUGAAGAACAGAGAACUAAUCCCUCAUUAUACAUAUACAUGUUUGUGUGAAACAUCAAUAUAUUUUAUCAUAUGCAACGAUCUGCAUGUUUUUGUCAAUAGUAUGUAGUAAAAAUUGCCAUUUACUUUUUCUUUGUAAAAUUUUCACAUUUGCAACUAUCAUUCUUUGAUAGGAUAAUCCACUGCUCUCUUUCUCUCUC